UCCAUAACGUACGGUUUAGAAAAGCAGGUAAAAAUCUGUCAAAAAAAGACACCCCUGACGUUGACUGCAAUCUCUUCUUCCUUCUCUUCCUCAAAACUUCUUCUAGAUUCUCUCAACAAUACACACACUACCCUUUUUCUCACCUCACAUGCUUCACUUCCUCCAUUAACAACCAUAACCAUAACCAUCAAAAUUCACCAUGCUUUCUCUCCAAUUCACCAUCCACCAUCUUCCUCCACCUCAAUUCCUCACCACCACCACCAACAUUUCUUCCUUCUCUCCCAUCUCACUCUCCUUCUUCAACAACCACCACCUUCUUCGCUACAAUGUCAAAACCCUAAAAAACCACAGAAUUCUAGCAAUGUCUACUAAUAAUAAGUCUACAUUCAAAAUGAAUCUCAACGAGUAUCUCGUCACUCUCGAAAAACCACUCGGAAUUCGAUUCGCUCUUACAUCCGAUGGAAAAAUUAUUAUCCACUCUCUCGCUAAAGGCGGUAAUGCUGAAAAGUCUAGGAUAAUUAUGGUGGGUGAUACUUUGAAGAAAGCUGGUGAUUCGUCGCGGAAUAGUCUUGUUGAGAUUAAAGAUGUUGGAGAUACACAGAAGGUGCUAAAGGAGCAAACAAGUUCUUUUAGCUUGGUUCUUGAGAGGCCUGCAUCUACAUUUCCCAUUCAACUACUGCAUAAUAAGAUGAAUGAUCUUGAAAUAGUGUAUAAUAGAGGCCGAGUUCCUUUUGUCACAUGGAACAAGACACUAUUAGCAUCAAAUUUACAACCAUCUAGUGAGAGCGGUGGGAGUUCUGGAUUUUCGACGUUCAACUCAAAGUUUCUUAACUCAAAUGGAAGCAAGUUAUUGGGCAAUCAAAAUCAACAUGCCAUCACCCAUGGUGAAAGAAAUUCAUUUACUGAACAAACGAUACAACUUGCUUGUGUUUUCUCUGAAGAAGCAUGUGGAGAUGGAGAUUGGGCUCACGGAAGUUUUCCACUUGAAGAAUAUAUUAAGGCUCUAGAUCGUUCCAAGGAUGAGAUGUACUAUAAUCACUCUCUUGGUAUGCGUUAUAGUAAGAUUACCGAGCAAAUAUAUGUGGGAUCUUGUAUACAAACAGAGGAAGAUGUGGAAACCUUGUCAAAAGUUGAGGGAGUUACUGCUGUUCUGAACUUCCAAAGUGGAACUGAAGCUGAAAAUUGGGGAAUCAAUGUAAAAUCGAUCAAUGAUGCUUGUCAAAGGAAUAAUAUUCUCAUCAUCAACUACCCUAUACGGGAUGGAGAUUCUUAUGACAUGAGAAAAAAACUCCCAUUUUGUGUUGGGCUUUUAUUACGGUUGCUAAGAAAGAAUCUCCGUGUUUUUGUUACUUGCACUUCUGGAUUUGAUAGGUCUCCUGCUUGUGUGAUUGCAUAUCUACAUUGGAUGACAGACGUUUCCCUUCAUGCAGCUUAUACUUGGGUCACUGGGAUGCACACGUGCAGGCCUGACAGGCCGGCAAUUGCAUGGGCGACAUGGGAUCUUAUAGCUAUGGUUGAAAGGGGCGAACAUGAUGGUCCUCCUACACAUGCUGUAACAUUUGUAUGGAAUGGUCAUGAGGGAGAGGAUGUAAAUUUGGUUGGAGACUUUACUGGAAAUUGGAAAGAACCAGUUAAGGCAAAGCAUCGGGGUGGAUCAAGACAUGAAGUAGAAGUUAAACUUCCACAAGGAAAGUAUUACUACAAGUUCAUUGUUAAUGGACAAUGGAAGCAUUCAACAUCUUCACCAGCUGAAAGGGAUGAUAGCGGAAAUGUUAACAAUAUAAUCAUGAUUGGUGAAACUGCCAGCGUUCGGCCUUCUGUUCAGCACCAGCAAAGAGAUGCCAACGUUGUAAAGGUGAUCGAAAGACCUUUGAAUGAAAAAGAGCGGUUUAUGUUGGCGAAAGCUGCUCGUUGUAUUGCUUUCUCCAUCUGUCCUGUCAGAUUAGCUCCUAAAUAGUUGCACAUAAUAUAAUGUACAGUAUUGGUGUUGUCAUACUUAAAAACAUUUUAAAUGUGUGAUGAGUCAUCCGUUUGAUCCAA
This is a messenger RNA of Trifolium pratense (red clover), 2040 nucleotides long. RefSeq names its product phosphoglucan phosphatase LSF1, chloroplastic. The record is from RefSeq and is a predicted model, not a curated record. The transcript has 10 exons. Gene Ontology annotation, biological process: protein dephosphorylation; starch catabolic process. Gene Ontology annotation, cellular component: starch grain; chloroplast. Gene Ontology annotation, molecular function: protein tyrosine/serine/threonine phosphatase activity; carbohydrate phosphatase activity; protein binding. The coding region runs from base 200 to 1957 and encodes 585 amino acids. NCBI's taxonomy places the organism in Eukaryota, Viridiplantae, Streptophyta, Magnoliopsida, Fabales, Fabaceae.